Molecule: messenger RNA, 786 nt
Organism: Charadrius vociferus (killdeer)
Lineage: Eukaryota; Metazoa; Chordata; Aves; Charadriiformes; Charadriidae
Gene: EGR3
Product: early growth response 3
Exons: 3
Coding region: 4-786 (260 amino acids)
Source: RefSeq, a predicted model, not a curated record
GUUAUGGACAUUGGCUUAGCGAACGAAAAGGCCGGUCAGGAACUAUCCUCCUAUUCGGGGACUUUUCAACCCGCCCCGGGCAACAAGACUGUCACCUACCUGGGGAAAUUCGCUUUCGACUCGCCCUCCAACUGGUGCCAGGACAACAUCAUCAGCCUGAUGAGCGCGGGCAUCCUGGGGGUGCCGGGCGCGCUCCCCAGCACGCAGAGCUCAGCGGGCAGCAUGGGGCCGCCGCAGGGCGAGGUGGACCAGAUGUACCCCGCGCUGCCGCCCUACUCCUCCUGCAGUGACCUCUACCCGGAGCCCGUCUCCUUCCACGACCCCCAGAGCAACCCCGGGCUCACCUACUCCCCCCAGGAUUACCAGGCGGCCAAACCCGCCUUGGACAGCAACCUCUUCCCCAUGAUCCCAGACUAUAACCUCUACCACCACCCCAACGACAUGGGCACCAUCACGGAGCACAAACCCUUCCAGAGCUUGGACCCCAUCCGCGUCAACCCGCCCCCCAUCACCCCGCUGGAGACCAUCAAGGCCUUCAAGGACAAGCAGAUCCACCCGGGACGGCGUGCCGAGACCAGCUGGCCAGGACGCUGGGUGACCCCGAAGGCGACCGGCUCCGUCCUCGUGUCCCCCCCUUUUCCCACCUGCCUGGGGACGGAGCGCGCCCCGAAGUGUCAGCGUCAGUCCUUCGGCGUGUCGUGGCUCCGCUUACGCGUGAACGCGAGGGGCUCGUACCCGGCAGCGUGUCGGAGACACAAUCGCUCUCAGUUCAGCCUGGCCAGCUGA